Messenger RNA from Fonsecaea nubica, 852 nucleotides. RefSeq lists its product as hypothetical. NCBI's taxonomy places the organism in Eukaryota, Fungi, Ascomycota, Eurotiomycetes, Chaetothyriales, Herpotrichiellaceae. The coding region runs from base 1 to 852 and encodes 283 amino acids. The record is from RefSeq and is a predicted model, not a curated record. Gene Ontology annotation, cellular component: membrane. The transcript is spliced from 2 exons.
AUGACACAACUCAAACCCGUGGCCGGGACGGACUACUACCUCUGGAAGUACCUCCCGUCAGUCCCAGCUUCAGCCGCAGCCAUCAUCUUGUUCGCAGGCGCCACCGCCGCUCUUUGCUUGCGCAUACACAGGACGCGGACUUGGUUCUGCAUCCCCUUCGCCGUUGGUGGACUGUUUCAAGUAAUCGGCUUUGGUGUUCGCAUAUUCGCUCAUUACCGUACCGAUCUCAUUGCGCCGUACGCAGUCCAGAGCUCCUUCAUCCUAUUGGCGCCGGUCUUAUAUGCCGCCUCCAUCUACAUGGUCCUCGGUCGGCUCAUUCGCAGCGUACACGGCGAGCGCUUCUCCGUCAUUCGGCCCGCCAGGAUGACCAAGCUAUUCGUCGUGGCGGAUAUUCUGUCUCUGAACGUGCAGGGAAACGGUGCCGGGUUGACAGCCAAGGACAAGACUCAAAAGAUUGGGCAGUACAUAGUGAUCGCCGGUCUGUUUAUCCAGUUGAUUGCCUUUGGAUGCUUCGUCGCAGUCGCGUGGGUAUUCCACGCGAGGAUGCGGAGGUCCGGUGGGAAAGACACAAGCUCAUGGCCAAAUAUCCCAUGGAAACAAGGGUUGAGGAUGAUAUACUUCUGCAGUGCGUUGAUCAUGGUGCGAUCAGUCUUUCGGGUGGUCGAGUACAUCAUGGGAGUGGAUUCGUAUCUGCUGUCCCAUGAUUGGCCGGCCUACGUCUUUGAUGCGAUCCCUAUGUGGAUUGUGCAGAUGACUUUCUUUCUUUGGUUCCCAGACAAGUUCAAACCCGGGCGACGUGUUGGCAGUGAAGAUGGGCAUGUACUCGUGGAGAAUGAGACGCCGAUGCGGUAG